Auxenochlorella protothecoides is the source of this 1386-nucleotide messenger RNA. RefSeq names its product Arginine deiminase. The transcript has 3 exons. The coding region runs from base 1 to 1386 and encodes 461 amino acids. Lineage: Eukaryota; Viridiplantae; Chlorophyta; Trebouxiophyceae; Chlorellales; Chlorellaceae. The record is from RefSeq and is a predicted model, not a curated record.
AUGACCCUCUCCCAGUCCUUCAAGGACAUGCUGGCGGUGGCCCCGGCGCCAACGCAGCCCAUCAGCAAGACCAACGGCGGGGUCCCUGUGGCGCCCGCUCCCGAGGUCAAGGCUGCCCACACUUCGGGACCCCGCCCCAAGGCCAGCGCCCUCCUGAAGGAGAAGUACAAUCUGAAGGGUGUCCAGGAGUCGGAGAAUGACCGCGCCGAGAUCGUGAUCGUGUGCGAGCCGGAGGGCACCUCCCUGCAGAUGGGCGGGCUCCACCCCCGCGCCUCCCUGUACGAGAAGCCUGUGAACCUGGAGGCGGCCAAGACCGCCCACGCCGAGUUCCGGAACGUGAUGCGGGAGAAGGGGGUGCGCGUGCUGACGGUGCGCGAGAUCCUGGCCUACGGCACUGAGGACCACGUCGGCGCGCGCGUGGACCUGGAGGACUUUGCGGUGCAGGCGCUGACCUACCAGCUGGCCAAGGACGGCAGGAUGGAGGACAUCGAGGAGGCGGACCGGUACUACCUGUCGGACGAGUACAAGCGCAAGGUGCUGGAGCACAUGUCGGUGCCGCAGCUGAUCGACACCAUCCUCAUCAACCCCACCGUGCACCUGGCGCCCUCCUACCGCGACACAGGCCUGACCGCGACCUACUCCUUCCAGCCCCUGUCCAACCUGGUGUACACGCGCGACCAGCAGAUCACCACCUGCCGCGGCGUGGUGAUGGGCAGCCUGCGCUCCCCCCAGCGCGCGCUGGAGGUCAGCCUCAUGCGCUUCUGCUUCGCCAAGCUGGGCGUGCCGGUGGUGGGCGAGGUGCAGCUGCCCGGCUACCUGGAGGGCGGCGACUUCUUCCCCGCCGGCCGCGACCUGGCCCUGCUGGGCAUCGGCCUGCGCUCCAACCUGGCCGCCGCGCGCCAGCUCAUGGACGGCGACCUGCUGGGCACGCGGCGCCUGGCGGUCGUGCGCGACGACUUCGAGCAGCACCAGGACCGCAUGCACCUGGACUGCGUGUUCUCCAUCCUCUCCGACAACCUCUGCAUCAUGCUGGAGGAGAUGAUGGGCGACGCCUCGCCCACGCGCCGCCUGGUGGACGAGUACGUGCGCGGCGCGGACGGGCGCUACGCCCUGGAGCGCACCGACGUCGAGUUCAGCCGCUACAUGCGCGAGCAGGGGUACGAGAUCAUCCCCAUCGCGCCCGCGCACCAGCUCCUCUACGGCUGCAACUGCCUGAAUCUGGGCGAGGAGCGCAUCGUGUCGGUGCACCAGGACACCGCGCGCGCCAUCGUCAAGUCGCCCCACUUCCACGGCGACGUGCAGUGCAUCGACUACAGCCCCAUCACCUCCAUGUACGGCGCCGUGCACUGCUCCAGCCAGGUCAUCAAGCGCGCCGUCCGGCGUUGA